Piliocolobus tephrosceles (Ugandan red Colobus) is the source of this 2210-nucleotide messenger RNA. Its product is annotated as E3 ubiquitin-protein ligase HERC2-like. The coding region runs from base 943 to 1554 and encodes 203 amino acids. NCBI's taxonomy places the organism in Eukaryota, Metazoa, Chordata, Mammalia, Primates, Cercopithecidae. The transcript is spliced from 7 exons. The record is from RefSeq and is a predicted model, not a curated record.
AGAUCCUUUAAAAAAAAAACAGACCACUCUUUCAGUGUAGGGAGUGUUUAUUUUGGAAACACCGUGCUAGGCCUCUGAGGAACGGAACUGAAUUAGACACUAAGUUCUAAUUCAGUUCAUACCUUUGCUGAACGGGGCUCAGUGUCACCCGCGUAACCGGAAAUCCAAAUGAUAGUGGCUUAAGCAAUGCAGAGUUUUACUUUUCUCGUUUGUAAAAGUCCAGAGGUGGGGUCAGAGUCCAUCCAGCAGGGCUGUGUCUAUGAGGAGUGCUGGUCCUUUGUGUCCCCCUUUGUGGGAAGAUGGUCUUAGACUAGCUCUGGCCCCCAGAGUCCAGGGCCAGGCCUGGCAGAAGAGGCAAGCGGCACACAGUGUGCCCUCCCACCCAUGCAGCCCUCUCUCCAGAGCCCCUCCGAAGCCCCACUCAUUUCACUCACCAUCUCCUGGGGGUAGAGGAGGCUGGGAAGUGGUGUUUAGCUGAGCACAUUAACAUGGGGGUUCUGUUGGUAAGGAAGGGGGAGAAUGAGCGCUGGGGGAUUAUAAACCCGGUCUACUGUGAUAUUGUCAAAGCCCAGGAGUUGGCAGGAGCUCACUGUGUAGGAGUGGUCAUGCCUUUAAUCCUGAGGCAGGUUGUAUGGACUUUUGAGAAUAUUCCAUGCUGGGGAAAGAGCAUCAGCUGGCGUGUUUUGGGAAGAGUGAGUAUAAUGCUAAUGCAAAUGAUUGAAUAAUUUCACUGUUGAGGUACAGUUCUCAAAAGCUUAAAUUGACACUAUUUUUACGUUUUGUCUAAUGACAAAUUAUUUUUACUUUUUUCAUCUAAAUUUUGAUUUUUCAUGUAUUUAACAUAAUAGGAACCCUAUUAAUAAUCAGUAUUAUUUUCCCUCUUUGCAAAUUCUUCCUAGAGUUAAAUUUGUAGUUUAGUAAAAAUUCACUUAUUUGAGACAUAUGUCCCAGAAAGCUUUCCUGCUAAUUCCACUGUUGAUCCUGUUGAGUUACUCAUUUAUUCAGCUCACACUCAUUGAGUGUGUGCCACAUGCCAGGCAAAAUAGGGAGCUAUGCUGUGGGCUCUCUGUACCCUGCCCUUUGGCAAUCCGCACACCUGUGCAUGUUGCAGGUGGCCGGCACGCGACGGCUUUAACUGUCGAUGGAGAAGUGUUUUCGUGGGGCGAAGGUGACGACAGAAAACUUGGACACUUCAGCAAAAUGAACUGUGACAAGCCAAGGCUGAUCGAGGCCCUGAAAACCAAGCGAAUCCGGGAUAUCGCCUGUGGGAGCUCGCACAGCGCGGCCCUCACAUCCAGCGGGGAACUGUACACCUGGGGCCUCGGCGAGUAUGGCCGGCUGGGACAUGGGGAUAAUACGACCCAGCUAAAGCCCAAAAUGGUGAAAGUCCUUCUUGGUCACAGAGUAAUCCAGGUUGCAUGUGGGAGUAAAGACGCACAGACCCUGGCUCUGACCGAUGAAGGUUUGGUAUUUUCCUGGGUGAUGGUGACUUGGGAAAAUUGGGAUGGGGCGGAAGUGAAGGCUGUAACAUUCUCCAGAACACUGAGAGACUGAAUGGACAGGGGGUGUGCCAGAUUGAGUGUGGAGCUCAGUUCUCCCUGGCGCUCACCAAGUCUGGAGUGGUGUGGACAUGGAGAAAGCGGGAUUACUUCAGGUUGGGCCAUGGCUCUGACGUGCACGUGCGGAAACCGCAGGUGGUGGAAGGGCUGAGAGGGAAGAAGAUCGUGCAUGUGGCCGUCGGGGCCCUGCACUGCCUGGCGGUCACGGACUCGGGGCAGGUGUAUGCUUGGGGUGACAAUGACCGUGGCCAGCAGGGCAAUGGCAUGACCACGGUUAACAGGAAGCCCACACUCGUGCAGGGCUCCGAAGGCCAGAAGAUCACGUGCGUGGCUUGCGGGUCGUCUCCCAGUGUGGUGUGGACAACCGUGGAUGUGGCCAUGCCCUCUGUCCAUGAGCCCGUCCGCUUCCAGACUGCAAGAGACCCUUUAGGUGCUUCCUAUUUAGGUAACACAGGAGGGGACAUUUAGGCUCUAGCAGCAUCUGCUUUUAUGAAUAACUGGAAUGUGAUCUUCUGGCUGUGUUAGUUACUGACUGUAUGAACUGGGGCAAGUGACUUCGCCUUCCUGUGCUGUCUUCUUUUCUGGGGUAGAUGAAGGUAAGGCUUGACUCUUGUCUUCUCCUUUCUGGUUCAUAUUAGUAUUUUCUUAACG